Malassezia vespertilionis is the source of this 1551-nucleotide messenger RNA. It is a transcript of the gene KAR4, whose product is annotated as mRNA (2'-O-methyladenosine-N(6)-)-methyltransferase. The transcript has 3 exons. Lineage: Eukaryota; Fungi; Basidiomycota; Malasseziomycetes; Malasseziales; Malasseziaceae. The record is from RefSeq and is a predicted model, not a curated record. Bases 1 to 1551 code for a protein of 516 amino acids. Gene Ontology annotation, cellular component: nucleus; RNA N6-methyladenosine methyltransferase complex. Gene Ontology annotation, molecular function: mRNA binding.
AUGCCUUUGGGAUAUGCCACGCUCGAGACGCAUCGCUCGCUGAAAGCGCGUAUCCGGCAGCGGUAUGGAGACCAGCUGCAUGUCGACACCGUUGCACCUUUGUGCGGAGCCGCCCAGCACCCACGCUGGGCACAAUUGGGUCUUGCGUCGACGUCAGCGACGACGCUGGCCGACGCUGUGGACCAAUGGCACAUUGCCGAGCCUGCGAAGCGGGCCAAGAUGAAUGCGCUGGGUCCAAAUUAUUCGCCCGAGGAAGAAGUGAUUCGCAACGACUAUAACCAGUAUUUUAUCGACUCGGGUCUCGUAACGCUGCCCGCGAGCUGGAUCAUGAAUACGUCGUACGAGAAGCGGUUCUAUGAGCACCCACGUCUCCAGCGGCUUCUUGCAGCGAAGCGCGAGUUAGUCGAAACCCAUUCGAUUCCUGCGACGUACUGCAAAACGGAUUUGCGUACGUGGAUGCCUACUGUCGACCGGCCGCAUGCGCUCCCCCCCGAACUGCGCCGAAUGCAAUACGACGUAAUUUUGCUCGAUCCACCUCUAGCAUCCUACGCGUGGGACGAGCCUGGGCACGUUAGAGAGAGCUCAUGGACAUGGGACGAAAUAGAGGCGCUUCCUAUUCCACAGCUCGCGUCCCACGAUAGUUUUAUCUUUUUGUGGGUCGGCAGCGGGACUAGCGAUGGGUUGGAGCGUGGACGUGAAGUGCUUGCGCGGUGGGGCUACCGUCGGUGCGAAGAUAUCGUAUGGGUGCGCACCCGCGACGCGUCCAACGCAUCGCUGCUCAACAAUACUGUCCAGCACUGCUUGAUGGGGAUCCAAGGCACUGUCGUACGGAGCACGGAUUCCUUCUUUGUGCAUUGCAAUGUCGACACGGACGUGAUUGUGUGGGAGGGCGAGCCAGACGUUCCUGGCGGCCGCAUCUCGCUGCGCAGCAAGCCACACGAGCUGUACCAUACCAUUGAAAACUUUUGUCUCGGCACGCGCCGACUCGAGCUGUUUGGAAGGAAUCGAAACCUGCGGCGCGGCUGGCUCACUGUGGGACAGGACUUGGGCCCCGAUGCAAAAGGAUGGAAGGAGCAAGCGGUGCCGCUCAGCGCAACGUAUCUGUACCAAUUCGGCGAGGACAUACAAGGAUGUCCAUUGUCUAUGCGCUCCAAUAAACUACCUUUUUCGGAGGAGUGCGAGCUGCUGCGGCCAAAAACGCCGCCACGCUUACAGCGCGGCAGACAAGCACAGGCGCUGGUGGCGUAUGCGCCCCAGCAAGCGCCAAUUGCCAUGUACAGCCCACAGUACCCGGCUUAUGCGCCGAUGCCCACCUACCUCUAUCCCCAUACCUAUCCCUACCCGGGUAUGAUUCCACCUCCGUACCCGUACCCCAUGUAUCAUGCGCCGCAUGCGCCAGUGCCAUUUUCGCCAAGCGUCCCCUCGCACGUAUACCGGCCCCAGCCGCAGCGCAGUGCAUUGCUGUGCCAAGGAGCAGGACGUCGCGAGCGAGUGAGUGUCCCUAGCGGCAGCGAACGGUUCAGCGGCGCGCAGAUGCAGGUGCUCGACUAG